Prunus armeniaca (apricot) is the source of this 306-nucleotide messenger RNA. Lineage: Eukaryota; Viridiplantae; Streptophyta; Magnoliopsida; Rosales; Rosaceae. The record is from the annotation of a GenBank genome assembly.
AUGUCAACUUCUGAUCAAAGUCAGAAUUUAUUCUUCGACAUCGAUGAAUUAUUUGGAGCAGUAGAAGAAACUAAGAUUGCUGGAACCGUACAAGAGCCUUUGUCAACUUCUGAUCAGGAUACAAAUUUAUUCUUUGACAUCGAUGAGUUAUUUAGAGAAGUAGAGAAAGCUAAGAUUGCUGGAAGCCAACAAGAGCCUUUGUCAACUUCUGGUCUCAAUAUUGUUGAUAAUGGAGAAGUAGGGAGAACUACUGGUCCAAAUCCUUUAUGGAUCAAACUAACCAUUCCUAAAUAUACUCAUCAAUAG